Molecule: messenger RNA, 2187 nt
Organism: Pelagomonas calceolata
Lineage: Eukaryota; Pelagophyceae; Pelagomonadales; Pelagomonadaceae
Source: the annotation of a GenBank genome assembly
AGGUGCUGCUCUGCUCAUCGACAAAAUUGCAGUCGUGCAGCAUCGGACAAUGCGACGCGGCACGAUUGCAAGAAUAACGAUGCUCGCCGGCGUGGCGAGGGCGCUGCUGUCGCGCGGCCGCCCGCGCGUUGCUCGUCCGGCGAGGCAGCUCCGCAGCAGCGCCCCUCUCAGGAUGGCUGCAUCGACGCUCGAGGGCCUGCGCAACGUCGCGAUCGUGGCACACGUGCGACGCAGCGUCCGCAAGCAAUGCCAGGCAUGAAACGCGUGCAUUCUCCACGCCGUCGAGCCAACGCGGCUCCCGACGCCCGCCCACAGCAACGCAAUGCGCAACCUCACGCCGUCGAGCAUACAACAAGCGUACCACACGCAGGUCGACCACGGCAAGACGACGCUCGUCGACGCCCUGCUCCAGGAGUCGAACGUGUUUAGGGACAACGAGGAGGUCCAGGAGCGCGUCAUGGAUUCUAAUGAUCAAGAGAGGGAACGCGGCAUCACGAUCCUCGCGAAGAACGCCGCUAUUGAUUACAAAGGAGUCAAGGUCAAUUUAGUCGACACCCCGGGCCACGCCGACUUCGGCGGCGAGGUCGAGCGCAUUUUGAACAUGGUCGACGGCGUUUUACUCGUUGUGGACUCCGUCGAGGGCCCGAAGCCCCAGACGAGAUUUGUGCUCAAGAAGGCCUUGGAGCUAGGCCUGAAAGCCGUGCUCGUAGUGAACAAGAUCGACCGGCCGCAAGCGCGACCGGACUACGUCGUGGACAAGGCCUUCGACCUGUUCGUCGAGUUGGAUGCCACGGACGAGCAGACGGACUUCGACAUCGUCUACGCCUCAGCGUUGAACGGCCAGGCCGGCACGGAACCUGAUGCAUUGAAGGACGACAUGACGGCUAUCCUGGACGCGAUUGUGGACAGUAUCCCGGCGCCGGAAGUCGACGCCGACGCCCCGGCCCAGCUCUUAGUAGCGAACAUUGAUUUUGACGACUUCAAGGGUAAGCUGGGCAUUGGCCGGGUCAAGCAGGGUAAACUGAAGGCUGGUGAUGCUGGGACGUUCGGGGCCAUGAAGGGCCCCGACGACGACUGCCGCGCGAUCAAAAUUAAUGAUCUCUUCGUCUAUGACAAUUUAGGAAGGAAAGCCGUCGACGAAGCCAGUGCGGGAGAGAUCGUCAUGUUCUCCGGGGUGAGCGACAUCCAGAUCGGCGAGACCGUGACCGAGAAGGCGGACCCGCAGCCGCUACCUUGCCUCGAGGUCGAGGAGCCGACCGUGUCCAUGAGUUUUGCGGUGAACAAGUCGCCGUUGGCUGGCCGGGAAGGCGAUAAAUUAACGUCUCGGGUUAUCCGCGACCGACUGAUGAAGGAGCUGGAUCGCAAUGUGGCAUUACAAGUAGAACCGCAAGAUAGCGGCGACGCCUUCACCGUGUCUGGUAGAGGUCCGCUCCACUUAACAGUGUUGAUAGAAACGAUGCGCCGCGAAGGCUUCGAGCUGGAGAUCGGGCCGCCCGAGGUGAUCAUCAAGACGGGUGACGACGGCAAGAAGCAGGAACCGUAUGAUGCGGUCGAGGUCCAGGUCCCCGACGAGUACGCCUCCAAUGUUGUUGAUCUUUUGAACCGGAGGAAGGGCGAGAUGCAGGACAUGGGGAAGACCGACGUCGGCGACUACACGUAUGUGAAAUAUUUAUUACCUACUCGUGGGUCCAUUGGUUUGAGGACGAACUUGCUGUCGGCUACUCGCGGCACGGCCGUGAUUGAUUCGAACUUUGAUUCUUAUAGGGCAUUUGCUGGGGACAUCGAGGCGCGGGACAAAGGCUCGUUGUUAGCCUUCGAGGACGGCGAGGCGACGUCUCACGGGUUGCUCGGUGCCCAGGAUAGAGGUCAAUUGUUCGCGACGCCCAAAACGGCCGUCUACAAGGACAUGGUUGUUGGGGUCCAUCAGCGGCCCGGCGACCUGCGCGUGAACGUCUGCAAGCAGAAGCAGCUGACGAACAUGCGGAGCGCGACGAAGGGCAUCGUGGAAGGGUUAAGCCCGCCUCUGGAGCUGACCUUAGAUUCGGCGGUCGAGUACAUCUCCGAGGAGGAGUUGGUGGAGGUGACGCCGGAGUCGAUCCGCAUGGCCAAGCAGCGGGGCUGGAACGACAAGAAGAAGGGCAAGAAGUAGAUCAUCGGUCGUCAUUCGUGUAAAGUCUAGACAUACUA